Cariama cristata (Red-legged seriema) is the source of this 3090-nucleotide messenger RNA. RefSeq names its product bone morphogenetic protein receptor, type II (serine/threonine kinase) (gene BMPR2). Gene Ontology annotation, cellular component: signaling receptor complex; plasma membrane. The transcript has 12 exons. Lineage: Eukaryota; Metazoa; Chordata; Aves; Cariamiformes; Cariamidae. Gene Ontology annotation, molecular function: ATP binding; transforming growth factor beta receptor activity. The record is from RefSeq and is a predicted model, not a curated record. Gene Ontology annotation, biological process: protein phosphorylation; cellular response to growth factor stimulus; BMP signaling pathway. The annotation marks the transcript as partial.
UCACUGACAAAAAAUAUUUUCCUUUCUUUGUCUAAAGCUGCACAGAGUGAGGAGCGGCUGUGUGCAUUUAAGGACCCAUAUCAGCAGGACCAUGGAAUCAGUGAGAGCCGAAUCUCCCAGGAGAAUGGCACAAUCUUGUGCAUGAAAGGUAGUACCUGCUAUGGGCUUUGGGAAAAAACAAGAGAAGGAGACAUACAUCUUGUAAAACAAGGUUGCUGGUCUCAUAUAGGAGACCCACAAGAGUGUCACUUUGAGGAGUGUAUAGUUACAACCACCCCUUCCUUGAUUCAGAAUGGAACAUACCGCUUCUGCUGCUGUAGUACGGACUUGUGUAAUGUCAACUUCACAGAAAAUUUUCCACCUCCUGACCCUACUGAUACAACACCUUACAAUUCUUCUCAUUCUUUUCAUCGAGAUGAGACUAUAGUUAUUGCCCUUGCAUCUGUGUCUGUACUGGCUGUUUUGAUUGCUGCUCUGUUCUUUGGAUACAGGAUGCUCACAGGAGACCGUAAACAAGGUUUGCACAGUAUGAACAUGAUGGAGGCAGCAGCAUCAGAGCCCUCAUUGGACCUGGAUAAUCUAAAGUUGUUGGAGUUGAUUGGCCGGGGACGAUAUGGAGCGGUGUAUAAAGGCUCCCUAGAUGAACGUCCAGUUGCUGUGAAAGUAUUUUCUUUUGCUAAUCGUCAGAACUUUGUCAAUGAGAGGAACAUUUAUAGGAUUCCACUGAUGGAACAUGACAACAUCGCCCGCUUCAUUGUGGGGGAUGAGAGAUUCACUGCAGAUGGCCGUAUGGAGUAUUUAUUGGUGAUGGAAUAUUACCCCAAUGGUUCUUUGUGCAAAUAUUUGAGUCUUCACACAAGUGACUGGGUAAGCUCUUGUCGCUUGGCACACUCCAUAACUAGGGGCUUGGCGUACCUGCACACGGAGCUACCUCGAGGAGACCAUUACAAACCUGCAAUAUCCCAUCGUGACUUGAACAGCCGCAAUGUACUGGUAAAGAAUGAUGGAACAUGUGUAAUUAGCGAUUUUGGACUCUCCAUGAAGUUAACUGGAAACAGACUGGUACGCCCAGGUGAGGAAGAUAACGCAGCCAUUAGUGAGGUUGGUACGAUCCGCUAUAUGGCCCCAGAAGUGCUUGAAGGAGCAGUGAACUUGAGGGAUUGUGAAUCUGCUUUGAAACAAGUAGAUAUGUAUGCACUAGGCCUCAUCUACUGGGAGAUAUUUAUGAGAUGUACAGACCUCUUCCCAGGGGAAUCUGUGCCAGAGUACCAGAUGGCUUUCCAGACAGAAGUUGGAAACCAUCCCACUUUUGAAGAUAUGCAAGUCUUGGUGUCUAGAGAGAAGCAAAGACCAAAAUUUCCAGAAGCAUGGAAGGAGAACAGCCUGGCUGUGAGGUCACUUAAAGAAACAAUUGAAGACUGUUGGGAUCAAGAUGCUGAGGCUCGACUGACAGCGCAGUGUGCUGAGGAGAGGAUGGCAGAACUCAUGAUGAUUUGGGAGAGAAAUAAAUCAGUUAGUCCAACAGUCAACCCUAUGUCAACUGCCAUGCAAAAUGAGCGGAAUCUGUCGCAUCAUAGGCGUGUAUCAAAGAUAAGGCCAUAUCCAGAUUACUCUUCUUCUUCCUACAUUGAAGAUUCAAUCCACCACACUGACAGCAUAGUGAAGAACAUUUCUUCUGAGCAUUCAAUGUCCACUACACCAUUGACUUCAGGGGAAAAGAAUAGAAACUCCAUCAACUAUGAGCGACAACAAGCGCAAGCUCGCAUCCCUAGUCCUGAGACAAGUGUCACCAGUUUGUCCACUAAUACUACCACGACCAAUACAACUGGCCUCACUCCUAGCACUGGUAUGACCACCAUAUCUGAAAUGCCUUACUCGGAUGAAACAAACUUACAUACUACAAAUGUCAUGCAGCCAGGUGGGCCCACCCCUGUUUGUCUGCAGCUAACAGAGGAGGACUUGGAGACAAAUAAAUUGGACCCAAAAGAAGUGGAUAAGAACCUGAAAGAAAGCUCUGAUGAGAAUCUGAUGGAACAUUCACUUAAGCAGUUCAGUGGGCCAGAUCCACUCAGCAGCACUAGUUCCAGCUUGCUUUAUCCGCUGAUAAAACUUGCAGUAGAGGUGACAGGACAACAGGACUUCACACAAGCUGGCAAUGGUCAAGCAUGUUUGAUUCCGGAUGUCCCAUCUGCUCAGGUCUAUCCUCUACCCAAGCAACAGAACCUUCCGAAGAGGCCUACUAGCCUCCCCCUAAACACCAAAAAUUCAACAAAGGAGCCACGGUUAAAAUUUGGUGGCAAGCACAAAUCAAACUUGAAGCAAGUGGAAACAGGUGUUGCCAAGAUGAACACUAUCAAUGCUGCAGAACCUCAUGUUGUGACAGUUACCAUGAAUGGAGUGGCUGGGAGAAGCCACAGCAUAAACUCUCAUGCUGGCACAACCCAAUAUGCCAAUGGCACAGUGCCGUCUGGCCAGACAACCAGUUCGGUAGCGCAGAGGGCCCAGGAAAUGCUUCAGAACCAGUUCGGUGGAGAGGAUAGUCGGCUGAAUAUUAAUUCAAGCCCUGAUGAGCAUGAACCCUUGUUGAGGCGGGAGCAGCAGGUUGGCCAUGAUGAAGGUGUUCUGGACCGCCUAGUAGACAGGAGAGAGCGACCACUGGAUAAUGGCCGAACAAAUGCCAAUAACAACAACAGUAAUCCGUGUCCAGUGCAAGACACAGCUACAGUCAGUAUCCAGAAUGUAGUGAGAAAUCCUGGGCAGACCCAGGCUAGAAGAGCACAGAGGCCUAAUUCGCUGGAUCUGUCAGCCACAAAUAGUUUGGAUAGCAGUAGUAUGCAGCUAGGUGACUCCUCACAGGAUGGCAAAUCGGGCUCAGGAGAAAAGAUCAAGAAACGUGUGAAAACUCCAUACUCACUUAAGCGGUGGCGUCCUUCAACGUGGGUCAUCUCCACCGAACCGCUGCACUGCGAGGUCAACAAUAAUGGCAGUGACCGGGCAGUCCACUCCAAAUCCAGCACUGCUGUUUACCUUGCAGAAGGAGGCACUGCCACCACAAUGGUAUCUAAGGACGCAGGAGUGAACUGCCUGUGA